AUGAAUGCCACAUCGCCCAAGUCGUCGCUGGUUAAACUGGGUCUGCACACCAGCAAACAGAAGGCCCUUAAGGUGAUGGUGCUGGGUCAGAGCGGCGUGGGAAAAACGGCCAUGGUUGUGCGUUUCAUAACACGUCGCUUUAUCGGCGAGUACGAUCCGAAUCUGGAGAAGAUCUACACCUGCCACACCACACUGGACAAGGAGCAGGUUCAAUUUGACAUUUUGGACGCCAAUGGACAGCUUCACGAGCUGGAUGGCGUUAGCUUGGAGGCUAACAUACGUUGGGCAGAUGCCUUCAUACUUAUGUAUUCCAUAACGGAUAAGUGCUCCUUCGAUGAGUGCAGUCGGCUGAAGUUUCUGAUCAACUAUAACAAACGACGGCGCAAGUUGGGCUCCACAAGCAAGGACUGCACAUUGGACAUACCCGUCAUAUUGGUGGGCAACAAGACAGAUCAGCCCGGCGAUCGCAUGGUUAGCUUAGAGGAGGGGCAGCGCAGGUUUCGAGAGCUUUCCUGCGCCUGCUUCCAUGAGAUCUCAGUGCGUGAGAGCGUCGAUCAGGUGCAGUCCGUCUUUCGUGAUGUCUUUCGGUUUUGGCGCGUCUUCACCAAAUUUCCCAAACUUAAACGUUCCACCAGCGAUGUGGCGCAUGCCACAGAUGGGGUACUGACACCAGACUCGGGCUCCUGUUCCUUCUACGACUCUGGUUCGCUGGGAAUCGGACGGCGUUCGUUCCUAGUGAUCGGUGGCACCUGUGUAGAGGAGAACAGCGAUCACACCGAGUCCACAGAUGAAAUAGCAAGCAGCAGUCUGAGCAGUUCGCGCAGCGACAUUGAAGCGCCCUUUCGAAAUCGUGCCUCCACAGAUGGCACUUUAUUGUCACGUCCAAGAAGAUGGCGUUACCCGCCGCCAGGUUGUCUAUUGCCGCACACAAAUCGGGUUGAGCGACGCAUGAGCAUCUCAACACGGGGCAGCAAUGCCAGCUAUUGAAGCAUCGGGGGGUGAUGGGAUAGUUGGAUAGAUGGGUUGGGCCAG
Messenger RNA from Scaptodrosophila lebanonensis, 1032 nucleotides. RefSeq names its product ras-related and estrogen-regulated growth inhibitor. Bases 1 to 987 code for a protein of 328 amino acids. The transcript is spliced from 5 exons. Gene Ontology annotation, molecular function: GTP binding; GTPase activity. The record is from RefSeq and is a predicted model, not a curated record. NCBI's taxonomy places the organism in Eukaryota, Metazoa, Arthropoda, Insecta, Diptera, Drosophilidae.